AUGAAGCCCCUAACAAUCACCCUGGGUGUUUUUACAGCUGUGCUAUGGUCAUUUGUAACGGGGGCACCAACGACAACAGCCCCUUUCGACGCUACAUUGCACCAGGCUAGGCACUGUAGGGGUAGCAAAGUCGCCAUCGCCUUUUCCAACGACUGGACGGGGAAAUACGCCCGGCGGGAGAUAUGCCAGGAUAACGAUGCAGUCGCCGUCUCCGAUAUCUAUGCAGGCAGCGCCAUCGACAAUGGCGAUGGGGAAUUCCGGGCGACGUCGAUCGCGCUUGUGGGUGGGCUUGGCACUCAUCCCUACUGCACCAUCCAGCAGUUGGAUCGACCCCUGACGGACCGGAUUACAUAUAUCAAGCUCGGAGAUGACCCCGACAGGCUCGAGAGAGUAGACGUCUCUGAUUGGACCAUUCGGUGUGCUGGCAGAUCUGGUGAUUAA
Neoarthrinium moseri is the source of this 441-nucleotide messenger RNA. RefSeq lists its product as uncharacterized. Lineage: Eukaryota; Fungi; Ascomycota; Sordariomycetes; Amphisphaeriales; Apiosporaceae. The coding region runs from base 1 to 441 and encodes 146 amino acids. The record is from RefSeq and is a predicted model, not a curated record. The transcript has a single exon.